CGAUGAGUUGUUGUCUUUAGCGCGUCUAUUGACCUGUGGGUUAAAUCAUAUAAUACGCGGGAAUAUUGAAUGUUUGACAUCGGAAUACCUGCAGGCAUAGUAUGGAAAGAGGCAACAAUGAUAAAGAAAACAGCAGAAUCGCUUUGAAAAAUGGAACUAUUACAAGUUGCUUCAAGGUUAAAAAAUGCCUAUUUGAUCAAACUGUCUCCAAGACAUCUGAAUUAACUCUAAAAGCUGAAAGCUCAUUGUUGCUGUCUAGCCCUUUAAAAAAUGCCACAGAGGCCCCUUUUGAAGAUAGCCCCUUUGCAUUGUUCAAAAUUCGAAAAAAGAGAGGGAUUUGUAAGCAUGUAACAGAUAAAUCAUCAAAUGGAGGACCCAUUGUUACCACUCCAACACAGAAAAGGGGCAUAAAUGGAGAGCUUCAUGAACAGGAGAAAAGAAAUAGAGCCAGUAGCCCAUUAGCUCAGAGCCCAACUGUUGUUAAAUUAGCUGUGCAAAAAUCAAUUCUCAAUCCAGAUUUGAUAGGUGAUUUUUCUAUGCCUUGCACUUUAUCUACAGUAAAAGGAAGACAUCCUGAUUUAAAAAGCAUUUCUCCAGAAACGGUUGCUGAUAUUUUAAACAGCCCAGAGAAAUCUGGCUUCACACUCAUUGAUUGUAGAUAUCCAUAUGAAUAUGAGGGAGGCCAUAUCAAGACUGCUGUGAAUAUUUUCAACAAGGAUGAUGUAGAAAAAGAAUUUUUUCCAAAACCUAUGGAAAAGAAUGUCAGAAGAAAUGUGUUAAUUUUUUACUGUGAAUUUUCAUCAGAACGUGGACCAAGCAUGUUGCGAUGUUUGAGAAGUCUAGAUAGAGAUCUGAACAAAAGUGCUUAUCCUUUUUUAUAUUACCCUGAAUUAUAUCUCAUAGAAGGUGGAUAUAAAGCAUUCUUUUUCAACUUCAAGGAUCUCUGUGAGCCUCAAGAAUACAAAAUGAUGUUAGACCAGAAUUUCGCCAAUGACCUCGCAUACUAUCGAACAAAAUGCAAGUCUUGGAACCAUCGGUCUAAGCGUCUAAAGAAAGCUAGAUCAUCUCUUGUGUUUUAAAAUUUUGACUUUCCCCAAGUGCAAUUUCUUGUGGAUGACCUAGCUGUUUGAAUCUGUAGUAAAGAUCUGUUUUUGAUGGAUAUCGGUCCAUUAAAAAACUGCCUUCAUGUCCCAGACUGAUUUGCUUAUGACAAUGUCUUGUGCAUUUUGAAAAUUGCUUGUCGAUUGCAACCCUUACAUUGGUGAUUGUGUGGUUAGUUAGAAGAAAUUGAUAAUCGGUAAUGAGACUUUUUAGGAAUGCAUGUGCAUGUUAGGGUUUACGUGUUGUAUUAUCAAGUGAGUUUUCAUAAAAUUAUGCCUUUUUUAAUGAUAUAUAAUUGAAUUUCAGCUUAUCUUGAAAUUGCUGAGGUAUAUUGUAGAUUGUAUGUAAUUUUUUUUAUUUUUGUAUCCAUUCAAUUUUUUUAAAUGGUUUUUGAAAAUCAUGUACAAGACAUUUAUUUUUAAGAAGAAUUGUUUGAACAUGAAAUCAGGAUUUUGAUUAGUAUUAAUGUUAUUUGAUUGUCAUUUUAAUUUGACCGUCUUGUUUCAAGAUUUCUUGUUACUUUUUGACUGUAUUGAUUUUAUUUUCUCUACACAAUCGUUAAAUUUUGUGUGCAUGUCAAGGAAUAAAGUGCAUGGUGAACUUAUUUAUUCCAUGUGAAUUGUCCAUUUUUAUACUUCACGGAACUUUGUACUGUGAUGGAACUGGAAUUUUCAAUUCAUUUCACUGCCAUUUGUUUUUAAUGAGAAAUUGUUUACAUUGAUGUAUUGUUUUUCUUUUACAUGACGUUGAUUUUUAUACUCAUUUUUU
Uloborus diversus is the source of this 1869-nucleotide messenger RNA. RefSeq names its product M-phase inducer phosphatase-like. Lineage: Eukaryota; Metazoa; Arthropoda; Arachnida; Araneae; Uloboridae. Gene Ontology annotation, biological process: G2/M transition of mitotic cell cycle; positive regulation of G2/MI transition of meiotic cell cycle; protein dephosphorylation. Gene Ontology annotation, molecular function: protein tyrosine phosphatase activity. The transcript has 10 exons. Bases 102 to 1079 code for a protein of 325 amino acids. The record is from RefSeq and is a predicted model, not a curated record. Gene Ontology annotation, cellular component: cytoplasm; nucleus.